Chrysoperla carnea is the source of this 1353-nucleotide messenger RNA. Its product is annotated as DNA gyrase subunit A. Gene Ontology annotation, molecular function: DNA binding; ATP binding; DNA topoisomerase type II (double strand cut, ATP-hydrolyzing) activity. Gene Ontology annotation, biological process: DNA topological change. Gene Ontology annotation, cellular component: cytoplasm; DNA topoisomerase type II (double strand cut, ATP-hydrolyzing) complex. The coding region runs from base 1 to 1353 and encodes 450 amino acids. The record is from RefSeq and is a predicted model, not a curated record. Lineage: Eukaryota; Metazoa; Arthropoda; Insecta; Neuroptera; Chrysopidae. The transcript has 2 exons.
AUGCGUAUGGCUCAAGAUUUUUCGCUGCGUCUACCGCUUGUUGAUGGGCAGGGUAAUUUCGGCUCAUUAGGUGGUGACGCUGCGGCGGCAAUGAGGUAUACCGAAUCACGUAUGGCAAAAGUAGCCCAUAAACUGAUUGAGGAUAUUGAUAAAGAAACUGUUAGCUUUAACCCAAACUAUGAUGGUUCUGAAGAAGAGCCUUCAGUGCUGCCUUCUAUGUUCCCGAACUUACUAGUAAACGGAAGUGGUAGUAUUGCGGUUGGUAUGGCAACUAUUAUUCCGCCUCAUAAUCUUGGCGAAGUUAUCGAUGCUUGUUGUUUAUAUGUAGAUAGUAAUGAUAUAGAAAUUUUAGACCUUUUAGAAGUUGUUAAAGGUCCUGAUUUCCCUACAAGCGGGAUCAUUCUAGGUGUUAAUGGUAUUAAAUCAGCCUAUUUAACAGGUAGGGGUAGCAUUGCUAUAAGAGGGCGAGCUGAGAUUGAAAAUUUAGGUAACGGACGUCAAGCAAUUAUUAUUACCGAAAUACCUUAUAUGGUCAAUAAAGCAAGGCUUGUUGAAAAGAUUGCUGAAAUCGUUAAAGAAAAGCGUAUCGAGGGUAUAAGCGAUUUACGUGAUGAGUCAAAUAAGAAAGGUAUAAGAAUUUAUAUUGAGCUAAAGAAAGAUAUUGUUGCUGAAGUAGUUUUAAACCAAAUAUAUUCCUGUACGCAACUUCAAACUAGCUUUGGCGUUAUAAUGCUUGCUCUAAAAGAUGGCUUGCCUAAGGGAAGUAGUUAUCACUACCGCACUAUAUAUUUACUUAAUAAAGCAAGAGAUAAAGCUCAUAUUUUACUGGGGCUAACUAUCGCUGUUAGCAAUAUCGACGAAAUAAUCCGUAUUAUAAAAGCUGCAAGCGAUCCGAAUGCUGCUAAGCAAGAAUUAAUGGCACGCAGUUGGGAUGCGUUAAAUAUUCUGCCGCUUGUGAAGUUAGUUGAUCAUAAGGCAAUGUUCAAUGAAGAGGGUAAAUGUAGCUUUACCGAAACCGAAGCAAAGGCAAUUUUAGAGAUGAGAUUGCAACGCUUAACCGCCAUGGAAAAGAAUAAGUUAGAGGAAGAUUUAAAGAACCUUGCCACUGAGAUUACUGAAUAUUUAAAUAUUUUAGGUUCACGUGAGAGGUUACUUGAAAUUUUAAAAGAAGAGUUAAUUAAGGUUAAAGAAGAGUUUGCAACUCCUCGUCUUACCUCGAUUGAAUUUGGUGAGUUUGACCAAGAUAUAGAAGAUUUAAUCCAGCGUGAAGAAAUGGUAGUAACUGUAACGCUGGGCGGUUAUAUAAAGCGUGUGCCUCUUAGUAGUUAUAGAGCUCAAAAACGAGGUGGUUAG